Molecule: messenger RNA, 1455 nt
Organism: Ceutorhynchus assimilis (cabbage seed weevil)
Lineage: Eukaryota; Metazoa; Arthropoda; Insecta; Coleoptera; Curculionidae
Source: the annotation of a GenBank genome assembly
AUGCUGGUGGUAAAUGAUGACGGGGCUAUUUUGCGGAAAAAAUUAAAGGAUUUUGCAAGAGAAUGGCCUGACUCGAAAAGGACGGAAUUGUAUGAUCUUUCUGAAUCCAACGAUGGAGAUCAAGAUGAUGUAAAUGACACAGGCUCGAAAGGCCAGUCAAAAGAAGCAAAGCCUUGUUCUGAUGAGUAUGUAGUGAUAGUGGCGGAAAGUCCCAGAGAUAGAAUGAAACCAACAAUUUUUGGAAGAGGUACUUUAUUUUCUGAGUUUUAUGGUACAGGAAUGGGUCCUAGGCUCAAGCUCAAGGAAUUAAUCGAUAAACUUAAUGAACACGUAGAGGAAUGUGUAGAAAACCCUUCAAUAAUUAUUGUGUAUCCCCAACAACCGGCUCCCGCACAACCGCCAUCAUCAUCAGUUAUCAAUCAAUAUCAUGUUUCCAUUAUUAAAGAAUCACAUGAUGUUGUUAGUGUUAAUGAACAUGUUGAGGAUACCAAUGUCUACAAUGACGUGAAAGACACCGUGGUGAAAGAUACCAAUUAUCAUGAUGAAAAACAUGAAAUAUUUUCACAAAAAAACAGACGAAGUAUCCGUAUUGCCGGUGUCGAGGAAGUAAUCAAUGGGAAAUUAUUAGCGAGAUCAAAAAACGGACCACCAAAUAAAGCCAAACUUGUAUUUGUGUUUAGGCUAGAAGAAAGCAUCUUUUCUGUAAUGCCAAACAUUAAAUUGGUGAAGCUGCCUGUGCCUAGACACCGAGCACGUGUCUCAUCAUGGCCAUCGGAUUGGCCUUGGUCACAGAACAAGCGAGGAAGAAAACCGCAUUGCAAAGGCUUCACUACUUUCGAUUUUGGGGCAGCAACUAACCAAACUGAUGUUAUUUUUACAGAUAGCAAAGGAACACCAUUGGAAUUGAAAUGUUUCGUCGAUCAGAAAGGAAAUGGAGGCGACUUUUCCAAUUGCGGUGCGCCAUGGGACGGGCCGAUCUUAUGCGGCGACCUUCAAGUGGGAAUCCUGACUGGCAAAAAUACUUGUCAGAAUAGGUCAAGGGCAAGCGGAAGUCAAAAAUCAGUUGAUUAUGUUCCAAUGGAAUCGAUGUUCGAUUUUGUCGUGGAUUUCAUGGAAAAUAAAAACGCAAUCACAUCAAAUACUGAACCUGCUACUGGAUUCGGAGUUAAAACCACUCCAGAAGUGGAAUCACUCCAUAAUGUGCCAGGAUUGCCAAGUAUGCCAACUCAAGAUCCUGCAAUCCCUGCAUUGCGCUUUGUUUUGCUCAAGGUUAUUCGAGAGAAGUUAGAGGGGCCCGGUAAAAUUUUUGAACACGGGCGGAGCAUCGUCACUACGCCACUGACCCCAACAUCUAUUGAAGAGCUCCGGAUUGGAAAGGUACAUGUAUCAGAUUUACAACAACCAAGCUGUCAACUGUCGAAUUUUCAAGAAAGUAACAUCGUUACUAUAUUGUAA